AGAGCAGUAGAUAGCAACUGUUUGCUCAUCCUUUGGGAGACAGGGGAAAGUCCAGGAUCAGCAUCUCAUGUGUCCGUCCAAACCCUGUCUGGAAAAACAAGGAUUACAGAGGAUGAGUGUGUUCCUUUUGGUCCUUUGUCUGGCUUUGCUGCAGCAGGGGGGAAGAGCCAGACCAAACCCUCCAGGCUGUAAUAGCCCUGAAGUGGUGAGGGUGGCAGAGGAGGCCCUGGAGCAGAUCAACCAGGACCGGACAGAUGGAUACAUCCUGAGCCUCAACAGACUCUACAACCUCUCUCACACUCAAGGAAAGGAGACAGGUGGGUCAUUCUACAAACUGACCAUUGAUGUCAUGGAGACCAAAUGCCACAUCACGAGCAGGAAACCAUGGAAACAAUGUGAAGUCAGAAAUAUUGGUGAUCUUCCAGUGUAUGGAGAGUGUGAAGUAUCUGCCUCCGUUGACUCUCAAGUCAAACUUCAAAACUACUCCUGUGCACUCCGCGAAGUUCCCGCCACUGCAGUGGUACAAGUAUGUCCGGACUGUCCCACAGCUGAUAACCUCAACGAACCCGUCGUCAAGGAGACAGCCAACCUCUCACUGCAGAGGUUCAAUGAAGAGAGCCGCCUGGCCAACUACUUUACUCUGGAGAACAUUACGAGAGCCAGUUCACAGUGGGUUUUUGGUCCAUCCUACUUUGUGGAGUUCACCAUUGUGGAGACGGUGUGUUCAAGGACAACAGAUGCCAGUGAACUGAGCAGCUGCCCACCUAUGGACUGUCAGUUUGCUCAUAGAGGCUUCUGUUUGGGCUCACACGUGGCCCACGAGGACCAGUUUCAAAUCAGACUGCCUGACGGAAAGAAGGACAGCUCAUUUCAUAACCGGAAAGCUGUAGAUGUGAAGUGUGAGAUCUACGAACCUCAGGCUGCUGCUGUGGAGGAGCAGACCCAUGCCAAAGCAGACAGUGGACACACUAGGCAUCAGCAUCACAACCACAUGCACCUGCACCCCCACGAGCACAUGCACUCAGUCACACCCAGCUCAGCCCACACUGUCUCCGAGCCCCGGGGCACCCUGGGGACUGUGGUGGACCGGCCUGCCCCUCACCGAUCUGCCCCAUCAGCGAGCUCCUGCCCCGGCCAACACAGACACAACCUGGGCCUGGACAGACUGAAGCUCUGAUUGGCUGGAACCAGGAUGGUUGAGCUCUUGAUCAGUUACUCAAGCUAACUUUUUCCUGCAUGUUGUAAUUAGUUAAGAAAGACAACUAAUUGUAACCUAGAAUAAAAUAUGGGAGGAGUAAAUAAUCAUUGUAAAUAAUCUGUUUGUUUGAUUAAAGCAUUGACAUGGUGAAAA
Messenger RNA from Anoplopoma fimbria (sablefish), 1351 nucleotides. RefSeq names its product fetuin-B-like. Gene Ontology annotation, molecular function: cysteine-type endopeptidase inhibitor activity. The record is from RefSeq and is a predicted model, not a curated record. Bases 68 to 1177 code for a protein of 369 amino acids. NCBI's taxonomy places the organism in Eukaryota, Metazoa, Chordata, Actinopteri, Perciformes, Anoplopomatidae. Gene Ontology annotation, biological process: negative regulation of endopeptidase activity. Gene Ontology annotation, cellular component: extracellular region. The transcript is spliced from 8 exons.